This is a messenger RNA of Rhinocladiella mackenziei CBS 650.93, 4371 nucleotides long. RefSeq lists its product as uncharacterized. Gene Ontology annotation, biological process: endocytosis; endosomal transport. The record is from RefSeq and is a predicted model, not a curated record. Gene Ontology annotation, cellular component: cytoplasm; plasma membrane. Gene Ontology annotation, molecular function: actin binding; calcium ion binding. NCBI's taxonomy places the organism in Eukaryota, Fungi, Ascomycota, Eurotiomycetes, Chaetothyriales, Herpotrichiellaceae. The coding region runs from base 1 to 4371 and encodes 1456 amino acids. The transcript is spliced from 3 exons.
AUGUAUUCCUCUUCCAAUUCCUUUUUGGGGGGCGCCAACAGUGCUCGCCCUAGCCCGGGGGCUUUCGGACAGCAACAGUCGUUCGGCUCCUUCAACCAGGCUCCUCAACAACCCUCUCCCUUCGCUCCGCAGCCUACCGGCUUCUCCGGGCAAUUACAAACACAGCAGACGGGGUUUCCAGGAUUUGGACAACAGCAGAACUUCCAGGCCACUACGCAGCAACCUCAGUACACAGGAUAUCCUCCUCAAAAUCCAGCUCAGCAGCCCCAGUUUCAGCAAGUCCAGCAACCACCGCCUUUCCCACAGCAGCCAUCUUUCCAGCCUGCUCAUCAACCACCACCACCACCACCACAGCCUCCGGCUCAACAGCAGCCUCCAGCCGCCCCAGUCCGUCCCCAGCAAACUUCGUCACAGAUUGCGCAAUCAUUUACGGCUGGGUCUUCUAGUGCAGGCACAUCAAACAGGAGGGCAAGCAAGAGCUCUAGCAAGAUCCCAAACAUUCGAUUGUCCUUCAUUACGGCUACAGAUCAGGCCAAAUUUGAGCAGCUGUUCAAGUCUGCCGUGGGAGAUAGCCAGGCGUUGGAUGGUGAAAAAGCUAAAGAUCUACUACUGAGGUCCAAGUUGCCAGGCAGCGCUUUAUCUCAGAUAUGGAUAUUGUCAGACACGACCAAGUCUGGGCAGCUUCUGUUCCCGGAAUUCGCCCUGGCUAUGUAUCUGUGCAAUUUGAAGUUGACUGGGAAAGAUCUGCCUUCCGACCUUCCAGAGAAGAUCAAGAAUGAGGUGUCAAGCAUGGUCGAUAUCAUUUCAUUUGGUGUCCCCGAUGACAAACCACUCCCGACGCCGCGUACUAAUGUUCCAAACUUUGACGCACCACUCAGGCAGAAUGCUGUUUCUCCUCCAGCACCGCAGGCGCCUCAACCACAGCAGCCUUCGAAUCAGCAACUAUUGUCGCAGCUCACAUCUCAGCCAACAGGAUUCUACAAUCAGGCAACCGGGUUUCAGCCUGGUCUUCAAUCCCAACCAACAGGCUUUCCCGGGCAACAACAAAGCGUACAGUCUCAACCGACAGGAUUUAUGAGCAACCCUCAGCCUGCAGGUUAUAGUGGUCCUCGCCCUCCCCUGCCUCCGAUGCCAAGUGGGUUUGGAAACAAUAUGUCACCACAACAAACUGGUCCUCUGCAAGCACAACCUACUGGGCUUCCAGGUCAAUGGGGCUUCGUCAAUGCCCCAGCAGGUGGCCUACCUAACAUCGAAGCUCUUCGGCAGCGCUUGAUGCCUCAGGCAGGUCGUGAAGCGGGCGGCUACACCACACAGGGCCUAGCGGGUAGCGCCAAAGUUCCUUGGGCCGUGACGAAGGAUGAGAAAAAGAUUUAUGAUCAGCUCUUUCGUGCCUGGGAUGGUUUGGGCCGCGGUUUCAUCUCUGGAGACGUUGCAAUCGAGAUCAUGGGUCAGAGUGGCCUUGAAAGGUCUGAUCUUGAACGAAUUUGGACCCUCUCCGACCCCAACAACAAGGGUCGAUUGGAUAUGGAUGAAUUUGCGGUCGCAAUGCAUCUAAUCUACCGGAAACUCAACGGAUAUCCCGUUCCUAACCGACUUCCACCAGAACUUAUUCCUCCAUCCACAAGAAAUUUCAAUAAUUCGAUUGAUACCGUGAAGUCUCUGCUUUCUCAAGAUGCUGAAACGAGGAAGACAUCUGGAGCUUUCUUGCAACCCCAAAAGACGGGCGUGAGCUAUUUGAAAGACCACUCAUUCCGCAGCGGCUCAAGCUCACCUGGUUUCGGACGCAAAGAUGCCACUGUCUUUCGUAACAAUGACGACGAUGUUGGAUAUCGUUCAAGCGCGCGGCGCCGAAUUGGAGGUGGCCGAACACCAUCUCCUGCCCUCUCUUCUGAAGCUGACUCUACAUAUGAUGAUAUGACUCCCGAUCAAAUCAGGAAGAAAAUCCGCGAGCAGAAAAUCCUCUUGGAUGCAACGGACUUCCAGGACGAACGACAGGCUGAUGAGGACGACGUUCUAGAUCGCAGAGAUAGAAGGGAAGCCGAAGAUCUCUUCCGACAGAUCCGCCGCAUUCAGGAUGACAUUGAUAGCCACCCAAAUUCAGGAUUCGGCGAUUCGGAUAGUGGAGCGGAGAGAAGAAUGAUGCGGAGAGAGUUGCAGCGAUACCAGGACCGCUUGCCUGCAUUGGCGUCAGAUGUUCGAAAAAUUGAGAAGAGCAUUGCAGAUGCCAAGUUGCAACUUUUCCGUCUCAAGGAUGCCAAGGCCCAUCCCAAUAGUGCCGCAAACAUUGUUGGCACCGGUCCUGGCGGUUCAGUCACGGAGGCUGAUCGUAUCAAAGCACGAGCCAGAGCCAGAAUGCAAGCUCGCGCCGCAGAACUUGCCGGUCGACCCGUUCCAGCAGCUGAUGACGAAGCUGGUGCUCAAAGACGCAUCGAACAAGAGACGUCCAAGAUCAAAUCCGAACAGGAACGUCAUGAAGCUAUGACUCGAGACGUCGAGGACAGUGUGAAGGAUUUUGUGACUAGUCUUGAAGACGGCCUGCGUGAUCAAGGAGAAAAUGCGACUCAGGAACAUGAACGCAGAAGAUGGGAAGAAGCACUUGGUGUGGAAGAUGAAAUCAAAGAACUCAUUUUUGACCUCCAAAGAAGCAGUCGAACUGCUAGGGUUCGAAAAGAAGAGCAAUCUCGCUCUACACGAAAACCAUCUUCCGAGAAUACUCGCGAGGAGCCCAAACCCACCAAUGGCGAUCUUCUAUCUAGACCGGCGCCCACUACCGCCUCUUCGCCCUCGUCUCUCACCGCCGGCACGUCUCAACAAGAUCGCAUUGCGUCCGCAAAGGAAAAGGCUCUGAAACGCAUUCAAGAUAGGAUGGCGGCAGCUGGUAUCAAACCUGCCGGCGACUCCGGCGAGACUCUUCAACAACGACAAGAACGUGAGAAGCAGGAAAGAGCAGAACGUGUCCGUAAGGCGGAAGCAGAAGAUGCCAAACGGGAGCAGGAGAGGCAGCAGAGAUUGGCCAAUGAAGGGGUGACGCCUCCAAGCCCGAAGGCCGCAAAGAAGCCACCUCCACCGCCGACCCGAAAAACGCGCCAGGAUAGUGCCGACUUCUCCGACCGGAAGGCGGCGGAGGCAGCAGCCCGGGCGAAAGCUGAAGAAGAAGCAGUCGCACAGAUUAGAGCAGAACAGGAAGCACAAGAACAAGAACGCAAACGACUCGAGGCCCAAGCAAAAGCCCACGAAGAUGAGCUUGAAAAGGAGCGUGAAGCUGCUCAAGCUCGUUUACGUGCUCUCGAGGAGCAAGUCAAGGCCGGCAAAAUCAAGAAACAGGAGGAGAAAGCUCGAAAGAAAGCAGCAGAAAAAGAGGCCAAGGAAAAAGAGGCUAAGCUCGCAGCCCAACGAGCGGAGCUUGAAGCGGCGAAGGAGAGGGAACGUCAACUCCAACUUCAGCUUGAACACCUGGGGGAUUCGUCAUCGGAUGACGAUGAAGGACCAGAACUUACUACUCCUCAAGAGAGUACACCGGCGACGAGUCAAGUACUCACAAGCACUAUCUCAUCUCCACCGCCUGCGGCACCAGCUCCCGAACCAUCCACAAGCAGCGGCCACGUUCCUACUCCUCUUUCUAGCCCACCCGCAGAAGAGUCGAGAAAUCCAUACUUCAAAAAGCUCUCCAUGUCUUCUGAAAGUGGACGACCUACUUUCUCACCGCCUGCUGCGACUCAGACUUUACCCCCGCCAGCACCACCUGUUGCGCCUGCCGCGCCUGCCGCACCUGCCGAUCUUCCUUCCACCAAUCCUUUUCAUCGAAUUGCUCAACAAGAGACUGCCAAACCGUUAUCACCCAGCUUCACUGGAGCUCAAUCCCGUCGACGACCAGAAGAAGACGAGUGGUCGGCAGCGGGUUCUGAUAAGGAUGACUCGAGUGACAAUGAAGACGACCCUCCAGCCAGUGGUUCCGCAAAACAUUUGGCAUCGAUUUUAUUUGGUACCAUGGCACCACCAAGGCCGUUGUCCUCCAUGGAUAGUAAGCCUGACACCCCGGUUCAAGAACCACCUCCUGUCCCUGGGGCUUUUGAAUCGACACCAUCGCCUCCGCCAAUGCCGGAUAGUGGUGCUCCAGCAGCUCCUCCUCCCCCCCCUCCUCCACCAAUCCCCGGAGCUGGAGCUCCAAGCGCACCUCCUCCACCCCCUCCUUUCCCUGACUCCGCCGCUCCCGGGGGACCACCCCCACCUCCACCAAUGCCGGCGCCAGGUCCGGCACCCACCGCUAACAUUGGUGCUCUUCUGGGUGAGAUUCAAGCGGGUAAAGGACUUCGUAAGACUGAGACAAAGGAUCGCAGUGGUAGCGCCGUCGCAGGAAGAGUGUUGGAUUAG